Camellia sinensis is the source of this 772-nucleotide messenger RNA. The record is from RefSeq and is a predicted model, not a curated record. Lineage: Eukaryota; Viridiplantae; Streptophyta; Magnoliopsida; Ericales; Theaceae.
AUUCAAAUCCAUGAAGAUAGAAAGUCUCGCAUUUAUCUAUAAAUAAGAAAAUAAACCGAGCAAUACAUCAUCAACAUAUCAUUUUUCUCUGUUUUGAAAUUGAAAUAGCAUUUUCUCUACACAAAAUGGCAUUUUUCUCUCAAAGGUGUUUUUCUCUUUUUCUCCUUCAUGCCAUCCUUGUUGCAUCAUCAACCCAAUCCUCUGCUUUAACUUCACAGAAAAGCGAAGAUUUGAUUCGCCAAACAUGCAAGCGCACGAAUAACUUCAACCUCUGUGUCACAUCCCUAAAUUCAGACCCUCGGAGUUUGAAUGCAGAUGUCAAAGGGCUUGCUCGCAUCAGUCUUCAACAACUCCUGACCAAGACCAAUCAAACAUUACAGAAUGUGGGAAACCUGUUUAAGGACACUAGGGACCCUAUAAUGUUCAGAUUAUUAGGAAAUUGUAUUAUAGAAUACAACAGAGCUGUAACAGAUUAUCUACCAGUAGCAAUCAGUGCUUUGGACUCCAACAACUAUGGAGCGUCAAAACAAGGUGCAGACGAUACUGCAACAUCUGCCACGACGUGUGGGGAUCAGUUUAUAAUCCGCGGCUUACCAAAGGUAUCGGUAUCCACACAGAGCAAACAAGUGCAGGGUCUUGCCAUGGUGGCCUCUGGCAUUAUCUCUACAUUGGGUUGAUAUAUUGAUUUCUGUACUCUUUUUCUCUCUUUAUGUUCCAAUGAAAUGAUGUCUAAAUUAUCUUCUAUAGUAAUGUGAAAUUCAGUCCGGGGAAA